UAUUUGGCGACGCCCUCUGUUUGGCUCUAGAGCUAGUCAGGUUUAGUUAGCUGCAGUUCUUCGGUUAGGAUUUCGAGCUAGAGCAGAUGUAGAUAUUAACUAGAAUAUUAAAACUAAUAAACGGGAAACUAGUGUACGGAACGGUUCGACGGGAUGUUAUGAUAGUUUUCUAGAGGAUGUCAGCGAUUUAAAAUGUUCAAAAUAUCUAUUUUUACCGUUAGCUAGCUAGCUCACUUAGCUAAUAAACCGGUUAGUCAUAUGAGCUGACUAGUUGACUCCAUAUGAGCUGACUAGCUCCUGUUGUUUUAUAGAUAAUUAUUAUUUAUAAUCUGUUUAUCUUUCUUUCUGGGGUUUUUCUUUUUCUUUCUAGCAAACUAUAUACACUUUCUGGAUAAUCCGGCGGGGUUUUUUUUUUGUUUGUUUGUUUGUUUUGCAGUUAGUUUUUGCUCCGAGUUUGCUAUAGAAGAACCAUACACAAUAUAUAACAUAUAUAUAUAAUAAAUAUAAUAAAUAUAUAAUAGUAAGCUGUAAUUAGCAUUAGUGUAGUUAUUUAGUUUGUUUUUCUCAUCAUCAUGGCUGCAGAACUUCAAGCCAAAUACACCAAACUGGCUCAAGAGUACUCAAAGCUCCGAGCACAGAAUCAGGUCCUGAAGAAGGCGGUGGUGGACGAGCAAGCCAGUUCUAACUCGCUGAAGGACGAGGUGAAGCAGCGCGAACAGAGCCUGCGUAAAGCCGAGCAGGAGAUGGACAGCCUGAGCUUCAGGAACCAGCAGCUGGCCAAAAGAGUGGAGCUGCUGCAGGAGGAGCUGCAGGUCACCGAGGCCAAGAGUAAAAAGGGCAAGAAUAAAGGAGAUUCUCCGUCCCAGCCCAGUUACCAGACGCAGAACGUGUUUGACGAGGACCUGCAGAAGAAGAUUCAGGAGAACGAAAGGCUUCACAUCCAGUUCUACGAGGCGGACGAGCAGCACCGUCAGCAGGAGGCUCGGCUCCGAGUGAGACUGGAGCAGCUGGAGAAAGAUGCGGAGCAGCACCAGGCCGUGGUGGACGGUCUCGCCUCCAAAUACAUGGACACCAUCGAGAAACUACAGAGCGACAAGGCUCGCCUAGAGGUUAUGGUUCAGACACUGGAGAGAGAGACCAAGGAGUGCCGACUCAGGACCGAGGAAUGCCAGCAGCAGCUGAGGAAAUAUCAGACCGAGCUGAGCACUCAGCUAAAACACAACAGCAGUGUGAUCCAGGAGAAAGUUCCCUUCAACGACACCAAAUACAGUGACUACAACAGCUUAAACGUUCCCCCGCACAACAGAAGACAUCAGCUGAAAGCUCGAGAUGCAGCAGGACAGGCCGUGGGCUUCGUGCAGGAUCUCGUCUCUGCUCUGCUCAACUUUCACUCGUACACAGAGCAGAGGGUUCACAUUUACCCCCUGGACUCAUCUAUCGAACCCGUCUCACCUCUCAAUCAGAAGUUCUCUCAGUAUCUGCAUGAGAACGCCGCCUACGUGCGCCCCCUGGAGGACGCCAUGCUGCAGCUGCAUGAGAGCAUCACGGAGGACACGGUUACAGUACUGGAGACGGUGGGGAAACUGCAGGACUUUUCCAGAUCUUUCUCCACUUACACAAAGUUUCUGCAGAAGAUCCUGCCUUAUCAGCUAAAAAGUUUGGAGGAAGAGUGUGACGUCCCUCUCUGCACAGCGCCCCUGAGCGCUAAGAACCGUGAGUUACAGAGCGAUAUGAAGCGAGUGACCGCUGUGUUUGAGAAGCUGCAGAGCUACAUCGGUCUCUUGGCCUUGCCUAGUGUGCGUUUGGACGCCGUGCCUCAGAGCAGCUCCAGCGCAGUCUUCACCCAGCUCGCUGCGUGUUUACACGGCCUGCACGAUGCCACCAAGGAGCUGUUCAAGCAUUACAGUCAGAAGGUGGCCCUUGAGCAAGAGCUGCCUAACAUCACUCAGAAGCUGCGCACCACUAACGAGUGUUUACUCUCCUCCCUGGCCUCCCUCAGCAACAUCACGAAGAAGAUCGCAACGUUCUUCAGCAACAAUCUGGACUUUUUCAUCUCCUCGGCCGGGUACGGGCCCAGAGGCGGAACCGGAAGCCUGAACCCUCAGCAGGCACACAGCAUGCUCAGUAACAAAAAGCACGCAUCCGACUACAUGCUGGCGCUCAGGAGGGCGCCUCCUGAGUCUGUUCCGUACACCGAGGCUCUGUCUAACCGGCGCAUCCUCACCAGCUCCACGGAGAGCAGAGAGGGCCUCAUGCAGCAGGUGCAGCAGAGUCAGGAGAAAAUCGCUCGUCUGGAGCAGGAGAAGGAGCACUGGCUGCUGGAGGCUCAGCUGGGCCGAGUACGACUGGAGAAGGAGAAUCAACGCAUAGCUGAUCUGGAGGCCAGACUCUCCUCAGCCCUCGGAGACGGCAUCGCCGCACCCGCACACACCGACCCGGUCUCUACAGGACCAGCUGAGCCAGAUAAAGACGAGAAUACGGGUCGAGACGCAUCUCAAAGCAGCAGUCUGGUUGGAAUGCUCACCACAACCCCGACCAAUGAGAGCGUUGGAGACGAAGAGUCUCGGGAACACCUGAUCAAAACCCAUUACAUGGCGCGAGUGGCCGAGCUCACCUCACAGCUGCAGAUGUCCGACAGCAAGGCCGUGCACUUUCACGCAGAGUGCCGAGCGCUGGCGAAACGUCUGGCUAUCGCAGAGAAAUCUCGAGAGACUCUCACAGAGGGGAUGAAGCAAGCCAAUCAGAACAUCACGUCCCUGCAGGAUGAACUGAGCACGACCAAGAGGAGCUACGAGGACCAGCUGAGUAUGAUGAGCGAUCAUCUCUGCAGCAUGAACGAAACCCUGAGCAAACAGCGCGAGGAGAUCGACACGCUCAAACUGGGAAACAAGGGAAACUCCAAGAAGAACAAGGGCCGGUAGUUUGGUUCGGAGUUGUUCAGCAUCGGCGUGAAGGAAGGAGGAUGUUGGGACCAGGCAGAUUUCUCUUACACACACACACACACACACACACACACACACACACACACACACACACACACACACACACACACACACACAAACACGAAAGAGAGACAUGGAAACAUGACGUGCUGCUCUGCUCAAACAUAACUGACCAAUCAUGACUUGGCUUCAUUCGUGUGUGUGUUUUUGUUUAUUUUUAACAACAGCUUGUGUGAGUGGUUAAAACUGACACCUUUAUCUUCGGCUAUUUUGCCAUUUUUCCAUGCAGAAAGAUUGUUAGUGAUUUUUUUUAUUUUAUUUUACAAACUAAAACAAAGGCCCAAAGAGUGCAGCCCAGCUGAACCAGCGUGUGUACUGAUCAUACUGCAACUGUAAUUUUGUCUGCACACACACACACACACACACACACGCACGCGCGCACAAUUCCUGACAUUUCAUCUUCACCAGUUCCUUAUCAUAAGUAUCAAAGUUUCCAUAGUUACCGAGGCCUAUAAAACGUGUCCUUCUAUCCUUAAAGUUUUACUCUUCCGGUAUAGGAAAUAACAUUAAAGGUGCGGUCAGUGAUUUUUAUUUUAUUUUUAUUUUUUUUUAUAAAGAUGAAGUCAGCCCUUUUUUGUAAUAUUUCUCAAAGCUCUGCUCACAUUGCAGAGGCGUCUCCACUCUCCCUACAGUCAUGCUUCUUGUUUCUUCUUUGUGUCCGAGUUGUUGAUUUUCUGACACGAAAUAGCUUAUUACACCUUUAACGGUUUUGAAACAGGUUAGUCUGUACUGUUUUUGAUAAACCGCUCGAGGCUAAACGUGAUUCUCCUACCACGUCAGUUUUUAAAAAUAUUCGAGCCUUUUCCAUAACCGAAUAAUGUAACCCUUGCUCUGCGUUAUACGGCGUUUAUAAAAAGGUCGAGCGGCCGAUGUACAGAAAUCUGGAACGUCGUUGUACAGUUACGAUCGAGUGAAUACGAUUUUUCUUCCACUAAUCGCUAACGUAUACGUGGCGAUAUUCUCGUGACGUGAAAUCCGUUCGUCAAACACACGCCGAUGUACAAGUCCCCACUCUCUCGGUCCCCGUUAUCAGGAGCGCGUUUAUCCGGAAUACCUGAUGCUGAUCGCUGUACUCGCGUAGCACAGGGUGACUUCUACGGCUAGAUCAUUUCAUUGUGUAGCUCUGCAAAAUAUCGUAACUAUUUUACAACGAUUAAUACGUAUUAUGCGACCCGAGCGAGAGAUCACACACACACGCUUAUACACGCUUAUGAAUCCAGUACAGGAGACUAGUCCGUACCUCGGUAGUACUUCAGCAUGUAGCCGGAGAUUAUAAUCAGUGAUGUAGAGAGCUGUGAAGACAGAAGCUCUCACUGUGAUUAGGUGUGAAUGAUAAAAUGUUAUAAAUAUGCACUGGGCAGAUUUUUCUGCGAGGGGAAAAAAAUUGGAAAACACAAAACGUUAAUGUGAAUGUAUGUUCAAUUCAUAUCAUGUCUUAUGUUGAGUUGUUGUUGUUUUUUUUCUUCUGCCACCAAACUUUUAUACAACGGCUUUCUUUCAACCAGUGAAAUCAGUGUUUACGUAAAAUUUAUGUACAGAUACAUAUCAGCUGAGAAAAAGACAUCAGGCAAACCCGACACUCCGUUUUAAACAUGUCUAUCCAUGAUUAACAAAUCCUGAACUUUCUUUUUUUUUUUGUUUUUUUAAACAAACGGUCGUGAAUCACCGGUGAUCCACGUAGUUGCUUCUCUUCAAGUUUACAAUCGUGUAUUGUUCGGAGCAAGACUCGAGCAAGAACUGCGAACGAUUUGCCCAUUUAAUCUACACCACGCACUGAUCGUAUGCCAAAACCAUGUAAAUGAAACAUGUGACAUGAAUAAUAAAACUCGUGUAUAUGAACGGUA
This is a messenger RNA of Ictalurus punctatus (channel catfish), 4846 nucleotides long. It is a transcript of the gene ppp1r21, whose product is annotated as protein phosphatase 1, regulatory subunit 21. Gene Ontology annotation, cellular component: early endosome; membrane. Bases 573 to 2921 code for a protein of 782 amino acids. NCBI's taxonomy places the organism in Eukaryota, Metazoa, Chordata, Actinopteri, Siluriformes, Ictaluridae. The transcript is spliced from 22 exons. The record is from RefSeq and is a predicted model, not a curated record.